Messenger RNA from Coturnix japonica (Japanese quail), 7357 nucleotides. RefSeq names its product receptor-type tyrosine-protein phosphatase V-like. Gene Ontology annotation, molecular function: protein tyrosine phosphatase activity; protein binding. Gene Ontology annotation, cellular component: signaling receptor complex. NCBI's taxonomy places the organism in Eukaryota, Metazoa, Chordata, Aves, Galliformes, Phasianidae. The record is from RefSeq and is a predicted model, not a curated record. Gene Ontology annotation, biological process: peptidyl-tyrosine dephosphorylation involved in inactivation of protein kinase activity.
GCACCAAGGCAGCGCCGUGCACGGGGACGGGAUGAGGAGCACAGCAGGGACAUCCAGCAGCACAGCCCCGCUCCCCAUGAGGCCACCGCUUCUGCCGCUGCUCGUCCUGUGGGUGCCGCGGUUCCUGGGGACCCUGGCGGAGGAAGAGGGCUGCAAUGGAACAGCGUGGGCAGGGCUGGAGGCACGGGAUGUACUCGGUGACAGAGGGCUGAUCCUGAACAUCAGUGCAAGCAACCAGGGCCGGCUGGGCUCACUCUUCCUUUCCUGGGAUGAACCAGAGGGGGCUGUUGAGGGCUAUUCACUCACCCUCUCCCCACUGGGGUCGGGCACACUGCUGCAGAAUGGAUCUGUGGGACCCAACAUCACCAACUUCUGGUUCCACGGGUUGACCCCUGGCACAUACUAUGAGAUUGAGGUGACAGCCACACUGCGCUGCAUGGACACCGCCAGGCAGACAGUCACAGCACAGACAAGUCCUUCUCCAGUCCGCAACCUGAGUCUGAGCAGCAGCGGCAGCCCGACCUCACUGCACGCCUCCUGGGCAGCCGGCAGCGGGCAGUGGGAUGGUUACCAGCUCACCCUGUAUCACAGCGACUCACAGAUGCUGGUGAGAAAUGCAUCCGUCCCACCAAACACCACCACGUUCCUGUUUGACGGGUUGGCUGCUGGCAGUGAAUAUGCCUUGAAGGUCAGCACGCUGGCUGGGGCCAGCCAGGCGAGCACCAGUACUCACCAGUGGACAGCACCCUCCAUCCCCACCCAGCUGAAGCUCAGCCCCAGCUCCAGCACCAGCCUCUCUGCCACCUGGGUGAGUGCAGGGGGGGCUGCCUGGCUGCACCUCGUGCUCCGCAACCUCCACACCCAGACAGUGACCAAGACCCUAUCUGCCAAGAGAGGCCUCACCAGCUACAGCUUCCAGCAUCUCCAGCCUGGCACCCAGUACUGGCUGGGGCUGAGCGCUGUGGCUGGGCCCUACACUAUGGAUGGGCCCAAUGCCACAGCCUGGACAUACCCCCUGAGCCCCACCAACGUGACGCUGAGCGGCGCGGAGGAGCAGAGCUCCCUGCAGGCUCAAUGGAUCAUCCCAGCAGGACAGAGGGACUUCUACCUGGUGACACUUCGGGAGGUGGAAGGUGGUGCUCCCACCAGGAACAUCUCCAUCGGGGGAGACAAUGGCCGCGUUGCCUUCCAUGGGCUGAGUCCUGGCAAGCAGUACUCUGUGCAGGUGACAGCGGUGGCUGGGCCUUACCGGGCUUCUGCCCGCAGCGUGGCAGCCUGGACACAGCCGCUCCCACCAUCUGCUUUGAGCCUGUCCAGCCACGGUAGCCCCUCCAGCCUACGAGCCAGCUGGGAGGAGGCCAUGGGAGAGGGCUACAUGGUGGCCCUCAGCCCCACAGAGCUCCCCGUGAAGAACAGCUCUCUGCUCAGAGGUGCCACCAACGUCACCUAUGAGGGCCUCCAUCCUGGGACCCUCUACACCUUUGAGGUCAGCACUGUGGCUGGUCCCUACACCUCCGUGCCCCAACGCAUCACCAACUGGACAUAUCCUUUGCCCCUGGAGCAGCUGACGCUCAGCAAUCAGGGCUGCAGCACCUCUCUGCAAGCAGCCUGGAGAGCAGCACCUGCUGGCAGCACUGGCUACACGGGCACCCUCUGGGAGAGCAGAUCUCAGGAGUGGGUCAGAAAUGUGUCUGUGGGGAACAACUGGACAAAUGUCACUUUUGAGGACCUGGUCCCUGGGCGACAGUAUACACUGGAGAUGGCUGCUAUGGCUGGGCCUUACAGAUCCAGCAUGCGGUCAGCCACAGACUGGACAUACCCACUGGCUCCAUCCGGUGUCACCUUGACCAACACCCGGCGCCCACUGGGACUCUCGGCCUUCUGGGAGAAGGCUGCAGGAGACGUGGACCAGUUCCACCUCCAGCUCUACAGCAAGAGCCAUCCAAUGCAGAGGAACAUCUCAGUGGGACCAAACAUCCACAACUUCACCUUCCUGGGGCUGACCCCUGGCGUGCAGUAUUUCCUGAAGGUCUCCGUCCUCGCCGGCCCCUACAGAUCCUCGUCACACUUUGCCACCGAGUGGACAUAUCCACUGUCUCUGGCUAAUGUGAGCGUGCAGCCUGGCAGGAGACCGCAGGAGCUGCAUGUGAGCUGGGUGGAGUCAGGUGGUGGCAGGGAGCAUUUGGUACAGCUCUUGGUGGCAGAGUCCAUCAUCAGGAACGUGUCUGUGCCCCAUGGUGUCACCCACCUUGACCUGGAGGGACUGGUGCCGGGCUCCCAGUACCAAGUGGAGAUCAUUUCUCAGGCUGGGCCUCAUCGUAUCUCCUCUCAGACUGCCAUCGGCUACACAGUCCCACUACCUCCACUCUCCCUGUCCACCAGCCCUGUGGGCACUGCCUGGGCUCUGGCUGUGCACUGGGAGACCCCUCCAGGCCAGAGGGACGGAUACCUGCUCAGCGUGCUCGAGGAGGGCUCUUCCUCACCAGCAAGAAACCUGGAAGUGGGGAAGGACAGCACCAAUGUCACCCUGACGCAGCUGACACCGGGAUCAUGCUACCUUGUUGGGAUCUGGGCUGUAGCCGGAGCCUUCCGCUCCCUCCCCAGGAACACCACUGGCUGCACAGUUCCUGCUGCUCCAACAAACCUGAGCCUGACCAACCCAGGCAGCUCCUCUGAGCUCCACACGUGGUGGAACAAACCCCUCGGCAGGAGGGACCACUACCGUGUUGUCCUGCACAGCCUCACCCAGAGCAGAGAUCGGGUGCAGACGGUGAGCCAGGAUACCCAGAACAUCAUCUGGACUCACCUGGAGGCAGGCAGCAGGUUUGCCGUGCAGGUCAUUGCUGUCAAAGGCUCUUUGGAAGCCUCCUCUGCCAACGUCACCCAAUGGACAUAUCCCUUGGCCCCUACCAACCUCACCCUGCGCAGCCCCUCAGCCUCAGCACUGCGGGCAUCCUGGGCAGCCAUGGGGCGAGGAGCAGAGAGUUACGUGGCAGAGCUGUAUGACACAGCCUCCAGUCACCGUGUCGGACAUGCAGUGCUGGGUGGGGGUGCCAGGAGUCACAUCUUCCACAGCCUGAACCCCGGCACCCUCUACAGCGUGGCAGUGAGAGCCACAGCUGGGCCCUACCACACCAGCACCUCCAACCUCACCCACUGCACACGCCCACUGCCCCCAACUGCUGUGCGCCUGCUGAACACCGGGCACUCCGACAGACUGAGUGCGUCCUGGGGGGCUGCAGCCGGGGGGCAGGAUGGCUACAUGCUGACCCUGUACCACACCGGGCUGGGCACCACGGCAGCCACAGCUUCAGCUGGGAGAGACACCCACAAUGUCACCUUCAUGGGAUUGGCCCCAGGGUACAAGUACUCCCUGGAGGUCAGUGCCACAGCUGGACCGUACCAGACAGCAGCACCCAACGUCAGUGGUUGGACAUCCCCACUGCCCCCAACUGCUGUGCGCCUGCUGAACACCGGGCACCCCAACAGGCUGAGCGCGUCCUGGAGGGCUGCAGCUGGGGGGCACGAUGGCUACAUGCUGACCCUGUACCACACCAGGCUGGGCACCACAGCAGCCACAGCUUCAGCUGGGAGAGACACCCACAAUGUCACCUUCACGGGACUGGCCCCAGGAAGCAAGUACUCGCUGGAGGUGGCCUCCAUAGCUGGGUCCUACCAGACACCUGCGGGGAAUGUCAGCAACUGGACAUAUCCCCUGGCACCCCGUAAUGUGUACAUGACAAACCAGGGGUACCCCAACAGGCUGAGUGUGUCCUGGAGAGCCGAACCUCAGGGACACGAUGGUUACAGGCUGCUCCUGUACCACUCGGGAUCGGGUGUGUUGGCAGCCAGCACAUAUGUUGGGAAAGGCAUUAGCAAGUUCACCUUUUCUGGCCUGGAUCCGGGACACAAAUACCUACUGGAGGUGGUCUCUGUGGCAGGGCCCUAUGCAGCCUCUGCGGGGAACAUCAGCGACUGGACAAUCCCUGCACUUUGCUUGGGAGAUCCAGAGGUCUCUGCUCCCACGCUCAGCCAGCCCUGCAGGGUACUGGGAGUCAUGUGCAGAGCCCUUCAGGCAGCCCCCUCAGUUCCUCAUAAUCUCUCUGUGGUGGUGGAGGGGAACAGCACAGUGCUCAUCUCCUGGGGCAGUGCCCCUGGGCAGCAGGACGAUUGCCAGCUGUGGCUGCGGGACCCCCGGAACGGCUCACUGCCACGGCAGCACGCGCUCACCAAGGGGCAAUUCCAGCACCUCCUGCAUGGGCUGACCCCAGGCAGGAACUACUCUGUGUCCCUGAGCUGUGUGGCUGGGCCCUAUUGGAGCAGCACCAAGCCCUUGGCAGUGGCUAUGGAGCCAAACCCAGUGGAGGACGUGCAUUGCCUACCAGAGUCGAGGAGCCUUUUUGUGAACUGGAGCGGCUCUCCUGGAGACGUGGAAGCUUAUGAGGUGGUGACAGAGGGGCUCUCAGAUGACCCUCCCACCCCCAAGCACUCUGUGAGUGUUCCCAUGAGCCAGGCCAGCCUGGAGGGGCUGCAGCCAAACUCCUCGUACCGAAUUGCUGUGAGCACUGUGGGCAUCAAUGCGAUGAAGAGCCUGGCUGUCACUCUGCUCUGCAACACAACAGCAGAGGCCCUCCCCCCACCCCUGCGAGCAGAAGUCUUCCAGAUAGAGGCCAGCUCCACCGUCAUCAUUUCAUCUGACCUGUUCAGUGAGGAGAAUGGCCAAAUCGAGUACUACGGAGUUGUUGCUACCACUAAUGACUCACUGCUGAGGCCCACCCAGGACAUCAUGUCCAGCACGUGGUAUGACCACUACUAUGGGACAGAGGACUCCUACCUGGCUGUGCUCAUCCCCAAUCCCUUCCACCCAAGCUCCACCCGAUCCCCUGAAACCUGGCGAGUGCCCAUGGGGACAGAGGAGUGCAGCCAGACCCGGGCAAUGUGCAAUGGGAAGCUGAAAGCCAACGAGCAGUACAGGUUCAGCAUUGCUGCCUUCACCAAGUACGACCCUGUCACCCCUGCAGUGUCAUUCACCACAUUCUCAGCUGCUGGAGAUAGCAUGAACACAGCUCCGCUCCCAGUGCCAAUAAUAGCUGGAAUCGUUGUGGGAUUUUUGUUGACACUGACUGCUAUUUUUGCUUUGGUCUACUGGAAGCAGCUCAGAGCGAGGAGGACACAGAAGAGCAGCCUGCCCCAGGAAAUGGUGACCUACAGCUUGAGAAAUGUCCACCGGCCAGUCCCCAUACAGAAUUUCAAGCAAUACUAUGAGAUGAAGACAGCAAGUGGGAACCAGGCUUUUUUCCAGGAGUUCGAGGAGCUGAAGGAGGUUGGGAAGGAACAGCUUAAGGUGGGGGCUGAGCUACCAGCCAACAUCUCCAAGAACAGAUACCCACACGUUCUGCCCUACGAUCACUCUCGGGUCAGGUUGAGCCAACUGGGGGAUGACCUGCACUCGGACUACAUCAAUGCCAACUUUGUGCCUGGCUAUACAUCCCCACAGGAGUUCAUUGUCACCCAAGGGCCCCUGAAGAAAACCAUCGAGGACUUCUGGAGGCUGGUGUGGGAGCAGAACGUCUGCAAUAUCAUCAUGCUGACAGUGUGCAUGGAGAACGGGCGGGUUCUAUGUGAUCACUACUGGCCAUCUGAAGCUGCCCCUGUCUCCUACGGGCAGGUCCAGGUUCACCUGCUGUCUCACAGCAGCGCUGAGGAGUGGACCAUGCGUGAGUUCAAGCUGUGGCAUGAGGGUCUCCGGGCAGAACGGCACGUGUCCCACCUGCACUACACUGCAUGGCCUGACCACGGGAUUCCAGAGUCCACAACGUCCAUUCUGGCCUUCAGGGAACUGGUCCGGGAGCACAUCCAGAGUGCCAAGGAUGCUGGGCCGACCCUGGUGCACUGCAGUGCUGGGGUGGGCCGCAGCGGCACCUUCAUUGCUCUGGACCAGCUGCUGCAGCAGAUGAAGCAGGAGAAGGUGGUGGACAUGUUUGGUGUGGUCUACACCCUGCGGAUGAACCGCUACCAGAUGAUUCAGACAUUGUCCCAGUAUAUUUUCCUGCACAGCUGUAUCCUGGACAAGAUCUUGGAGGAACCACUCCUGGGUUUAUCAGGAACAGAGACGUCCUGCCCCAUCCCAUUGAAAAGCUUUGCACAGCACUACUCCCAGAACUCAGCGAAGUCCAACAUGGGCUUCCUGAGGGAGUACGAGACCCUCCUGGAGGUCGCCAAGGAGGAAACCAGCUCUGCUACACCAUCACUGGGCACCCAGCAAGCACGGCCCUCGUCCAGCAUCCUGCCAUAUGAUCGCUCCAGAGUGAAGUUUUCCCUGCUGGACCAGGGCCCUUUCUCAGGUCUGCAGGUGUGGCGUGUCCCGGGCUGCAGCUCCAGCAGAGACUAUCUGGCUGUCCAGGGGCCUGACAAGCUGACUGUGGAGGACUUCUGGAUGCUGGUGUGGGAGCAGGACAUUCACACCAUCCUAACGCUGCUGCCAUGGCAGGAGGUGGGGGAGGUCCCACAUGACACGUGCUGGCCACUGGAGGGAGAUUCAGUCUGCACAAAGCUGCUGACCAUCCAGUGUGGCACAGAGAAGACUGCCUCGGGCUGGAGGUGUAUCCAGCUCAAAGUGAAGCACGAGAAAAAAGGAAAGGAGAAGCAGGUGCAGCAGUUCCUGUACAGGUUGUGGAGCAGCAAGGAGCAGCCAAAUGUCCAGAGCCUGGUGGAGCUCCUCACUGCCAUCAGGCGGUGUGUGCCCAACAGGAAGAGGGCCAGCCCUCUCCUUCUGCACUGCAGUGGUGGUGAGAACCAGAUGGGGACACUGAUUGCCCUGGAUUGCCUGCUGCACCAGCUGAAAACAGAGAGGACUGUGGAUGUCUAUGGGGUGACCCUCCAGCUGAUGAGAAGCUGCUGCUUCAUGACCCCCACACUGGAUCAGUACAUGUUCCUGUACACCUGCAUCCGGGACAUCACUCAGAAGCAGACCUAAGGCCCCUUGGUGCUUCCCAGCAGCAUCCUGCCCUCGGAGUGGGAGCACUGAGUGGCUCCUGCCACAGCACGAGCCCUGCAGCAAGAGGGGGACUCAACCUGGCACUGUCACCCCACUGUCAGCAUGGGGACUCCUGGGCAGCCUCAGGCAGUGCUCCUCUGCCUUGCUGAGGAUGGGGGGUGGGAUGCUCUCCCUCUGCCCACUUUCUGGGCUUGCUGAUGCCCAGGAUCCUGACCUGGCUGUAGCACUGGGUGGAGAGUUGGCAGCCCCAGCAUGGGGAGUGUUGAGCUCUGCAGCACCACUGCAUGUAGAGCAGAGCGUGGCCUGGGCUGAUGGAUCAGCAUUAGGUAAAGCCAAUAAACAGCCCUGGGAAGGAACACA